AACAGAAGCCUACACACCGGCAGCCUAGUGCACAGCUUACAGUGUAACCCACGAAAUACAGUUUAAUGUGGUGGGGAUCUAUAUUUUGCGAAAAGAAAGGCUCCACAUCCUGCAUUGUGGCUUUAAGAAUGGGGCUUCCUUGAAACCGUCAAGUUCCAUGUUAGUAUGGUGAAAUUGAUGAAGUUGUUGAACGUGAGCCCAUUUAGAAACAAAAUAACCAAUUUUUACCAGUUUUAAACAUUGCAUUUUUCUUUAAAGUACCUCGGAGCGACAUGUUACCCUGCGUGUGUUUUGCUGCUGUUUAGUGUAUUUCUUAGUUCCACGCACAGUAUGCGCGUAUGUAGACAGGGAGUGGCAAAAUAUAAAUAAUUUUUUGCCAUAACUCCUUGAACUAUUUUAUAUAGAGUAUUAACGUCUGUGCCUUUGAGUGGCGGACCUAAUGGACCAUUCGUCGUCGGUUAUCACGCAAGUAACAAAGGAUGAGGAGGAAAAUGCGACUUGUCGUGAGGAAGGCACCGGUGCUGUGUCCCUGUCAAAGAAGCCUCGUGGCAGAGGCAUUUUGCAGAGUAUCUUCUGCUGUCUCUGUCAUAAAGAAACAGAGCCACCUCCGGUAAACAACAAUGCCCCCCUAUUAGUUGAAGAAAAUGGGACUCUGUCCAAAGUUCCAGCAAAACCACUGCUUCCACAGAUCAAAUCAAAGGAUGCAGGGAAGAUCUGUGUGGUCAUUGAUUUGGAUGAAACACUAGUACAUAGUUCAUUCAAGCCAGUGAACAACGCAGAUUUUAUCAUUCCAGUGGAAAUUGAUGGAACAGUUCACCAGGUGUACGUGUUGAAGCGACCCCACGUUGAUGAGUUCCUCAAACGGAUGGGGGAAUUGUUUGAGUGUGUUUUAUUCACUGCCAGCUUAUCUAAGUAUGCAGAUCCUGUGUCGGACCUGUUGGACAAAUGGGGUGCUUUCCGUUGUCGUCUCUUCCGGGAGUCCUGCGUCUUCCACAGAGGGAACUAUGUUAAAGACUUGAGCCGGUUAGGUCGUGACCUCAACAAGGUCAUCAUCAUCGACAACUCCCCAGCCUCCUAUGUCUUCCAUCCUGACAACGCAGUCCCUGUAGCUUCCUGGUUUGAUGACAUGUCAGACACUGAGCUCCUCGAUCUCAUCCCUUUCUUUGAGAGACUAAGCAAAGUGGAUGACAUCUAUGAUAUUCUUAAGCAGCAGAGGACUACAAGCUAACAAAAAGUGGAAACCAGUAUGAUCAUAAGCACCAGCAGCUGUCAUCAUGGGGCCACGGAGGCUGGUGGACGCAGGCUCCACGCUGCUUCCCACAACAAGGACCACACUGCAAAAAAUGUCUCACUUAUUAAGUGAUUUAAUCCUGUGUUCCAGUCUUACUUUUCCUAUAACAAGGGAAAUAAAUCUUCCAGUGCAUGACAAUGGCAGUCCAUUGGAAACUAUUAGAAUCCCACUGUCAGAUUUAAUUCAGUUGUUUUACAGAAAAAAAAAAAAUAUGUAUAUAUAUUUUGAGACUGAAUAUGAGAUUACAUGACUUUUAAAGAUGUCUUUUGCAGUGCAGCUAUUGUGUUGGUGUUGGUAUUGGGCAGUAAGGACUGUAAGUGUGGCAUAAACCCGGAUUGUGUGAAGAGUCGUGCCGUUCUAUAAAUGCAAAUGAACCAUAUCAGUCAUUUUUCCCCUGCAGUACAAUGUAGCAUUGUAAUUAACAUUUUAACAAUCCUCACACUGAAUCCUGUUUUUAGAAGAUUAUUUUUUGAGGUGGACUGAAACCUGUUACUCAACUUAUUUUUUUAUGCCUAAAAUACCCAAUUAUAUAUGUUUGUACUAAAAGACAAUCAUAGUAGCUGUAAAGAUUAAAUUAGAUUUAUGUUGUAGAAUUUUUGCUAAAUUGUUUCAUCAUAUGACAUAUUUCACUACAAUAUUCAAAUUGUUAUGUGCCUCAAACACUAUGCACUUAAUUGUAUAGCAAUAAUUUUGGCAAGCUGUGAACAAGCACAGUUUGCUGGGAAAAGUGGUCCCAAAAACAUGAAAAACAUGUUUGGAUAAAACACGUUUUUCCAUCCUUUGAAAAUACCCAGGCAGUAAUCCACUGUAGUUAAAUGUAGUCAUUCACUACAUUACAGAUGAUUGGUAAAACCAUCACUGGUUUACCAUUUUCACUCUGUCCAAACAGUACUGUAAUCAAAUUAUUGUGUGAUAAAUCUUUCAAUUAUGAUUUGUACCAAUCCAAUUCGCACAAAAUGCCCUAAUUUGGGUAUCCAUCUGGUUGACUACAUACUUAACCAACCAACAACUCUUGGAGGAGUAGUAAGACAGACCGGAUAUAGGCAUUAAGAGAAAUUCCAUCUUUUCUCCGGACGGAACGCACACAGUGGUCAGACUUUUCAUCCCAUGUCUGAUGGACAGAUUCACAAAGUGCCAUUACAGAUGUGGUCAGAUUAUUUUUGUACAUAUAUCAGGAUUUUAGGCAAUCGUUUUUUGAUGUGUUUUUAAUAAUGUAAUUUUACCUAUGUUGAAAAAGGUGUUUUAAGUUUUUGGUUGAAUUGAUGUGGGCAAAGGAAUACGAUGGGCUGUCCAUGAAUAAUGCAGUUUGUUUCUGUCUUCAGGAGGAGGCUGUAGUGGUCUGCAGCAUCAUCUUAGACGGGUUUGACAUUUGAUUUUGAAGCACGUUGUUGCCUCCCGUUGUUGAACUUGAAUCUGAGCUUUGAAUCUGUGACAUCAAUCGAGGGUACUGCCCUUUCAGUUGAUUUUGACAGGGGAGACUUCUGCCAGACAUGUUCCUAGCCCUGAUUCAUUUUGCCUCAAUCUGGUGUGAGUGUGAGUUUGUCCAUGUAUUUGUGUGUGUGGGUUUCCGUGUGAUUGUGUCUGCGUGAGUAUUUCCAUAGUUUUAAAAUUCAACAAAAGGAAAAAACAAAAAACAAAAAAUAAAAAACCCCACAAAAAAACAAAUGUAAUAAUACAUGAAAGAAAAUGUAACCUUUCUUGAAAUAAUGAUUUAACUUUUUUACUGUAUCCAACAAGAGUAUUAAUGUUGACACUCAAGUAAAGAAACUGGCUAAAGUAAAGUGUUUUAAGUGUUUAAAUUGCUGCUGAUAAAUGUUAAGAUUGAGAAAAAAAAAUACAAUAAGAGAUAUUUGUACCUUGCAUCAAUAAAGCAUGUUUUAUUGAAAGAG
Myripristis murdjan (pinecone soldierfish) is the source of this 3180-nucleotide messenger RNA. It is a transcript of the gene ctdsp1, whose product is annotated as CTD (carboxy-terminal domain, RNA polymerase II, polypeptide A) small phosphatase 1. Lineage: Eukaryota; Metazoa; Chordata; Actinopteri; Holocentriformes; Holocentridae. The record is from RefSeq and is a predicted model, not a curated record. Gene Ontology annotation, molecular function: RNA polymerase II CTD heptapeptide repeat phosphatase activity. Bases 440 to 1228 code for a protein of 262 amino acids. The transcript is spliced from 7 exons.